AUGCCUAGCCUAGGUUCUGGGGUUCUUGAGAAGCUUAUUGAAGAAAUGCAAAGUGACUCACAUGGUGAUCCAAAGCCUGUGUUAUUACAAAUCAGAAACAUCACGCCGGUUUUAGCAGAAGGUGAUCUUUGGCCCAAUAAAGGGUUUUACAUGAAGGUUUCAGAUGCCACACACACUAUGUAUGUGUCAUUGCCUCCAGAGCAGGAUGACAUGGUUCUAUGCAACACAUUGCAAUUAGGGCAAUUGAUAUACGUCAAAAAGUUGGAGGAGGCGCGGCCGGUGCCUGUGCUUAGAGGUAUAAACCCUGUUCCGGGCCGACUCCCCUGUGUUGGACACCAUGAAGAUCUCUUUUCCAUUGAUAAGUUUGUGGAUUUUAAAGGGGUGUCUGAUUUACUAUUUGUAAUGGAGAAAAGCAAUGGCGUGGAGAAGAAGCUACAGCCAAAAUUUCGAUCUUUGAGGGCCUCUAAGAUUCACCCAAUCGAGAAGAUCACAAGGGUAUGCAGGUGUGGAAGUGGUGAUGUUGUUGAGAAGGAAAUAUGUGAGAUACCAAAAGGGUCGAGAAAAGUGAAAUUAAGAUGUGUAGAGAGUGAUUCUGAUAGCACGAUAUCUUCUUCCUCCUUAAGGAGAAGGAGCUGGACUGGACCCGAAGCUGCAGAUUUCCCACUUGUUAAGAACAUGAUAAAGCCAUCUGCUAGGCGCAGUCGCAGUGCGCAUGUUUCUCCAGUUCGUUCUACAAGAAGUGUUUCAGAUGACAAUUCAAGUUGUAAAAUAAAAAGAACAAUCAGUGAUGAAGUAGCUACAAAGUUAAGUAAAAACUCCAACAGUAGGAUCUCAGUGUCGGCGAAAAAUUGUGAGUUACCCUUAGAUUCAGUGAUGGUUAAUUUGGCUGUUGAUAGUAAAUGUUCAGAAAGUAAUAUUCAGUGGAAUUCCCUGCCUCCAAUGUUAGUGACUCUUGGAAAGGAGGUGUUGAGGCACAAAGAUGUUUCUAUGCUUACUGCAGUGGAGGCUUUGCAAGAGGCUUCUGUUGCUGAGAGAUUGCUAAAAAGCUUAAGUACAUACUCAGAACUUCAGGCAACCGAAGGGGAGGAACACCAUCCGUCAAUCAAUAAAUUUUUUGAUCUUCAAGACUACUUAGUUCAUACUCAAUUGAUUGUGCAGUCAUUGACCAACAUCAGUCCGCUUAGAGAUGAUGACACAAAUUCAGGCAACCCUGGUUCCGUCAAGGAAGCACUAAUGCUUGCAGUACAUCGAAAGAAAAAUGCAAUGUCAUGGAUUAAAGCAGCAAUGACAAAUGAUCUAUCCCCAUCUUUUUCUCUUGAUAAUGUUUCAGUGAAGGCUACAAAUCCAUCAGAUAAAUCAAAUAAAACUUAUGGUAGUGUACCAAAGGGUACACUUAUGGUUAAGAAGCCAAAGAAUGAUGCUCAUUUAGGAUUGGUCUCAAAGAGAGAAAACUCACACGAUUGGGUGACGGGAAAUGCUUUAUCUGCAGUUGCAGACCUGGAAAAAUCCUUGCAUGAUGAAUGCAGAAGGUGGUUUUUAGCUACCUUUGAGAGUUACCUGGAUGAAGCUAGGAGCAGAACUGAUUCAAUGGAAUCUGAUAGCCAAGUAGCCGAGACUAUGUGUCUAAUUAAGAAAGUGGGAGACUGGUUGGAUGUGAUUGUGAGCAAAGAAGAUUCUGAAUUGGAAGUUUAUGGGAGGAUCAAGGAGAAAAUAUAUGGCGUACUUCUGAAGAAUGUGGAGAGGACUACUAUGGCUAUGGAACAAAUGAAUGCAAUAUUCAAUAUAUAG
Messenger RNA from Fragaria vesca subsp. vesca, 1788 nucleotides. RefSeq lists its product as uncharacterized. The record is from RefSeq and is a predicted model, not a curated record. NCBI's taxonomy places the organism in Eukaryota, Viridiplantae, Streptophyta, Magnoliopsida, Rosales, Rosaceae. The transcript has 4 exons. Bases 1 to 1788 code for a protein of 595 amino acids.